Messenger RNA from Oncorhynchus gorbuscha (pink salmon), 624 nucleotides. Its product is annotated as histone H1-like. The transcript has a single exon. Gene Ontology annotation, molecular function: structural constituent of chromatin; DNA binding. Gene Ontology annotation, biological process: nucleosome assembly. NCBI's taxonomy places the organism in Eukaryota, Metazoa, Chordata, Actinopteri, Salmoniformes, Salmonidae. The record is from RefSeq and is a predicted model, not a curated record. Bases 1 to 624 code for a protein of 207 amino acids. Gene Ontology annotation, cellular component: nucleosome.
AUGGCAGAAGUCGCACCAGCACCCGCCGCCGCUGCGCCGGCCAAGGCACCCAAGAAGAAGGCAGCAGCCAAGCCCAAGAAAGCGGGACCCAGCGUAGGCGAGCUCAUCGUCAAGGCGGUGUCCGCCUCCAAGGAGAGGAGCGGCGUGUCCCUGGCCGCGCUCAAGAAGUCUCUGGCGGCAGGCGGCUACGACGUGGAGAAUAACAACUCCCAUGUCAAGAUCGCCGUCAAGAGCCUCGUCACCAAGGGCACCCUGGUCCAGACCAAGGGCACCGGUGCCUCCGGCUCCUUCAAGCUCAACAAGAAGGCCGUCGAGGCAAAGAAGCCCACCAAGAAAGCCGCAGCCCCCAAAGCUAAGAAGGUGGCCGCCAACAAGCCCGCCGCCACCAAGAAGCCCAAGAAGGUAGCAGCCAAGAAGGCCGUGGCCGCAAAGAAGUCCCCCAAGAAGGCCAAGAAGCCCGCUACACCCAAAAAGGCCGCCAAGAGCCCAAAGAAGGUGAAGAAGCCCGCCACAGCAGCCAAGAAAGCAGCCAAGAGCCCCAAGAAGGCUACCAAGGCAUCGAAGCCCAAAGCCGCAAAGCCCAAGGCAGCCAAGGCCAAGAAGGCAGCCCCCAAGAAGAAGUAA